Molecule: messenger RNA, 491 nt
Organism: Vespula vulgaris
Lineage: Eukaryota; Metazoa; Arthropoda; Insecta; Hymenoptera; Vespidae
Product: histone H3
Exons: 1
Coding region: 47-457 (136 amino acids)
Cellular component (GO): nucleosome
Molecular function (GO): protein heterodimerization activity; structural constituent of chromatin; DNA binding
Source: RefSeq, a predicted model, not a curated record
UGGUUUCUCAACUGUUGAUCGCGUAAUUUACGGUGAAUCUUGAAAAAUGGCGCGUACUAAACAAACUGCGCGAAAAUCGACUGGUGGAAAGGCUCCUCGGAAGCAAUUGGCUACCAAGGCAGCUCGAAAAAGUGCGCCUGCAACUGGUGGAGUAAAGAAACCUCAUCGUUAUAGGCCUGGCACUGUUGCUCUUCGUGAAAUUCGUCGUUAUCAGAAAAGUACUGAAUUACUUAUCCGAAAAUUACCGUUCCAACGUCUCGUACGUGAAAUUGCUCAAGAUUUCAAAACCGAUUUACGUUUCCAAAGUUCAGCUGUGAUGGCUCUUCAAGAAGCUAGUGAAGCAUACUUGGUUGGAUUAUUCGAAGAUACUAAUCUCUGUGCUAUUCACGCAAAACGUGUUACUAUCAUGCCCAAAGAUAUUCAAUUAGCUCGACGAAUUAGAGGAGAAAGAGCUUAAUUUCAUGAGUAUUUCAAAUACUAAAAAUCGGCCC